Molecule: messenger RNA, 1493 nt
Organism: Blepharisma stoltei
Lineage: Eukaryota; Ciliophora; Heterotrichea; Heterotrichida; Blepharismidae
Source: the annotation of a GenBank genome assembly
AUGGCAAAGCGGAAUAAGCAAAAAGCAAAGGCAUCAAAAAACUUAGUUUCAAGCGAGCGUUCAAGUGGGCAAAGCUUAAUCUCCCCAGAAACUCCUAAUGACUUUUCUUUGCUCAGAGUUUCAGAUCCACCAAUGGAAACCCUCAAAUUCAUUAACCCUGAACGCAUAGCAAAUCUUACUCCCACCUCCGUGAUUGAACAAACCAUUAGAAAAAUCGUUAUUUUUUGCCUAAAAACCACCCUCCGUGAGUGAACAAAAAUAUUUUUAAUAGAAAAAUUUUUUAUGGGAAAAAUUUUGAUAUAUAAGCGAUAAUUAUUAUAAUGAAAUCUCUGGAUAAUUCUGUUUAAAUUUUAAACGAAUUGCUUUUUAAAACAUAAAUUUCAUAAAUUAAAUUAAUAUUUGCUUUCCAAUUUUUGCGAAUUAGGAUUUUUUUAAAUUUUGAAAAAAAAUUUUUUUAUAAAAUUUAUAUAUAAAUUUUUUAAAAAAAAAUUUAACCCUCCUCCGUGAGUGAACAAAAUUUUUUUUGUUCACUCACGGAGGGGGGAGUUAGAGAAGAAAUCAUGGAGUCAAUCAAUCAAAUUUACAAUGAAUACCUCAACGAUUAUAUUUCCCGCAAGAAAAAAAGAAUUUCAUCCAAAAAUCCACUUGAACAGCGACAGAGUUAUAAUCUUGUUGUUGAUAAAGCUUUUAGAAGAAAGCUUCGAGAAGAGCUUAAGCAAUUAAUACACUCUGAAGGGACUCAAGAAUUACACAAUUCCUUAUAUGAAUCAGUUCACACUUUUGUUGAUUCCUUAAAUGGCCAGCUUGCUGAGCUCAUGGGGAAGAGUAAAAUGCUACAAGCAAUUUGCCUAGCUGAAGCUUAUCACACGCUCCAAAAUGCAUCUAUAGAAAUCGAAAAAAUCGUCAGCUGCAUGUUUGAAGAUACAGAAAUUACUUUUGAAAACGUAAAUAAGCUUGUCUUUUAUGAAAAAAUUGUGAAAAAUUCUGUGCCACUUAUUGAACACGUAAAAAGUCAAGACCAAAGGCACUUUGUGGUCCCUCUGAUCCAGAAAAUGGAGAGAGAGUCCAAAUGUGCAGCAAGUGCGCUGACAUCAGCAACAUUUUCAUCAAUUUCUAUGAACGAAUCAGGCCCAUUGUGUAACAUACUUUCAGAUGACUCAUUUAGUAGCUAUGAAGAGGAGUGCCAGACAGAGCCAUUGCAUAAUAUGUCACUUGAUGAGCUUGUUAAUUUUAUAAACGGAGAAACAAAAAACAAUACUGAAAAAAAGCCUAGAAAAAAUCGAAAAUCGAAAGCAUCGACUGCAGCAAAUUCAAGGUCGCCUAACAGCGAAACGAGUGUAAACACAAGCUUUGACCAAGAGAUUGAAAACUUUAAGCAGCGGUUAGAAACGUGCAAAAUUCUGCCUAAGCGAAUUAAGCCUUUGCUGUCACAGGAUUACAUGAAUUCUUUGAGGACAAAAAUUGAGGCCCUUAAAGAAAAACCGCCAGCCUAA